Molecule: messenger RNA, 1301 nt
Organism: Dendronephthya gigantea
Lineage: Eukaryota; Metazoa; Cnidaria; Anthozoa; Malacalcyonacea; Nephtheidae
Product: 26S proteasome regulatory subunit 10B
Exons: 16
Coding region: 9-1199 (396 amino acids)
Biological process (GO): positive regulation of RNA polymerase II transcription preinitiation complex assembly
Cellular component (GO): cytosolic proteasome complex; proteasome regulatory particle, base subcomplex
Molecular function (GO): proteasome-activating activity; ATP hydrolysis activity; ATP binding
Source: RefSeq, a predicted model, not a curated record
UUUCCAAAAUGGCGAACGAUUCAACCACAAACGCUACAGGACGAGAAAAAUGUUUAGCAGACCACCGGAAAAAGCUUUUGGAACACCGAGAACUUGAAGCUAAAUUGAAGAAAAUGCGUGAAGAAUUGAAAGAGUUGGCAAAGGAUUAUGACAAGUCUGAAAACGACCUUAAAGCUCUUCAGAGCGUUGGACAGAUUGUUGGUGAAGUUCUACGUCAAUUAACCGAAGAGAAAUUUAUUGUAAAAGCCACAAAUGGACCAAGAUAUGUUGUUGGUUGCCGAAGACAGGUGGAUAAAAACAAGUUGAAGGCUGGAACCCGAGUGGCAUUGGAUAUGACUACGUUGACAAUUAUGAGGUGUUUACCUCGUGAAGUUGAUCCGUUGGUCUAUAACAUGACCCAUGAAGAUCCUGGAGAUGUGAAAUACUCUGAUGUUGGUGGAUUGGGUGAACAAAUACGAGAAUUAAGAGAAGUUAUUGAGUUGCCUCUAACUAAUCCAGAACUGUUUCUCAGAGUUGGUAUUCAGCCUCCAAAAGGAUGUUUACUUUAUGGACCACCAGGAACUGGAAAAACUCUUCUUGCAAAGGCUGUAGCAAGUCAGCUAGACUGUAAUUUCUUAAAGGUUGUUUCCAGCGCUAUCGUAGACAAAUAUAUCGGCGAAAGUGCAAGACUUAUCCGCGAAAUGUUCGGUUAUGCUAAAGAUCACGAACCAUGCAUAAUUUUCAUGGAUGAGAUAGACGCUAUCGGUGGAAGAAGGUUUUCCGAAGGGACGUCUGCGGACAGAGAGAUUCAACGAACUCUUAUGGAGUUGCUGAAUCAAAUGGAUGGUUUUGAUCGACUAGGACAGGUUAAAAUGAUUAUGGCAACCAAUCGACCCGAUACGUUGGAUCCCGCGUUGCUUCGUCCUGGACGACUUGAUCGUAAAAUUGAAAUAUCCUUGCCAAAUGAACAAGCUCGGAUGGAUAUUCUGAAGAUUCACGCCGGUCCAAUUACAAAACAUGGAGAAAUAGACUACGAGGCAGUGGUCAAGUUGUCGGAUGGUUUUAACGGUGCGGACUUACGGAAUGUCUGUACAGAAGCAGGAAUGUUUGCCAUUCGCGCUGAUCGUGAUUAUGUUGUGCAGGAAGAUUUUAUGAAAGCUGUCCGCAAAGUUUCCGAUAAUAAGAAGCUGGAGACGAAAUUAGAUUACAAACCAGUUUGAACUUGAGACUGCUUCAAAUGCCCCUCAAAGAAAGCCAAUUAUUUCAAUACUGAUAAUAUCUAAACGUAGUUCAGGUUUUUAAAUAAAGAAAGCCUUUCACAA